Brassica rapa (field mustard) is the source of this 395-nucleotide messenger RNA. RefSeq names its product H/ACA ribonucleoprotein complex subunit 3-like protein. The record is from RefSeq and is a predicted model, not a curated record. Gene Ontology annotation, molecular function: telomerase RNA binding; snoRNA binding. Gene Ontology annotation, biological process: positive regulation of telomerase RNA localization to Cajal body; snRNA pseudouridine synthesis; ribosome biogenesis. NCBI's taxonomy places the organism in Eukaryota, Viridiplantae, Streptophyta, Magnoliopsida, Brassicales, Brassicaceae. Gene Ontology annotation, cellular component: box H/ACA snoRNP complex.
GCCCUCAAAAACCCUAAUCGCACUCUCGUCUCAAAAAUCUCCGAGGUUUGUUGCGGCCCUUCACUGAAAUCAAAGGACGAAGAAUGUAUCUUCAGUGCUAUAUCAACGAGAAGGGCGAGAAGGUUUACACAACUAAGAAGGAAUCACCGCUUGGUACAGCCACUGAAUCUGCCCAUCCAGCCCGAUUCUCUCCUGAUGAUAAAUAUUCAAAGGAGAGAGUUUUGUUGAAGAAACGGUUUGGUCUUUUACCCACCCAGGGCGCACCUGUCAAGUACUGAAGUCCAAGCUUCUUUUGGUUUUGAUGUUUUCUCUAUUAUCACUGCUAUGUUGUCUCUCUUUUAAUGAAAUGUUGACAUAAACCGUAGUGAGUUUAAGACCAAUUUUCAUGAACCUUU